Molecule: messenger RNA, 934 nt
Organism: Harmonia axyridis
Lineage: Eukaryota; Metazoa; Arthropoda; Insecta; Coleoptera; Coccinellidae
Product: proteasome subunit alpha type-6-like
Exons: 1
Coding region: 116-856 (246 amino acids)
Biological process (GO): ubiquitin-dependent protein catabolic process
Cellular component (GO): cytosol; proteasome core complex; proteasome core complex, alpha-subunit complex
Source: RefSeq, a predicted model, not a curated record
CCUUCCAAACUUCUUAUAAGAAAAUAAUAUUGCCGAGUAAUCCUAACUUCAACUUGUGUGUUUUUCAUAAAAGUCGCUAAUUUAUAUAUUGUUGAUCGACUGUGGAUUUAACAAAAUGUCUAGAGGUAGUAGUGCUGGCUUUGAUCGCCAUAUCACAAUUUUUUCUCCAGAAGGUCGCCUUUACCAAGUUGAAUAUGCCUUCAAAGCUAUCAAUCAAGCUGGUUUAACUUCAGUUGCUGUUAAAGGCACUGAUACUGCAGUAUGUGUUACACAAAGGAAGAUUCCAGAUAAAUUGAUAGAUCCUUCAACAAUAACUCAUCUAUUCCAACUAACAGACUCUACUGGUUGUGUUAUGACUGGAAUGAUGGCUGAUAGUAAAUCUCAAGUCCAACGGGCAAGAUACGAGGCUGCACAAUUUAAAUAUAAGUAUGGAUAUGAGAUGCCUGCUGAUACAUUAUGUAGAAGAAUAGCUGACAUUUCUCAGGUCUACACACAGAAUGCUGAAAUGAGACCACUUGGAUGCUCAAUGGUAAUAAUAGCUUAUGAUGAUGAAUUGGGACCUUGCGUUUUGAAAACAGAUCCUGCUGGUUAUUAUUGUGGAUAUAAAGCAGUUAGUGUAGGAGCUAAACAAACUGAAGCUAACAGUUUUUUGGAAAAAAAAUUGAAAAAGAAUAAAGAAUUGAAAGGGGAUGAAGUAGUACAACUUGCAAUUUCUUGUCUAAGCAGUGUACUGUCUGUUGAUUUCAAGCCAAGUGAAAUAGAAAUUGGUAUUGUAAGUGAAGAUCAACGCAAAUUCAGAAAAUUGGAAGAAUCUGAAAUUGAGAGGCAUCUUACUGCAAUUGCUGAACGGGAUUAAAUAUUAUUCCAAUUAUUUUAAAGUUCAUUUAAGUUUCAAUUCAGUAAUGAAAAAACAAAAUAAAUUCUUGUAAAAGUA